Ruditapes philippinarum (Manila clam) is the source of this 1575-nucleotide messenger RNA. RefSeq lists its product as uncharacterized. The record is from RefSeq and is a predicted model, not a curated record. NCBI's taxonomy places the organism in Eukaryota, Metazoa, Mollusca, Bivalvia, Venerida, Veneridae. The transcript is spliced from 16 exons. Gene Ontology annotation, molecular function: ATP hydrolysis activity; ATP binding. The coding region runs from base 1 to 1575 and encodes 524 amino acids.
AUGGAGGCAUUAUGUAGAGAUAGACGGACAAAAAUGAACAGAGCAAAUAGCAUGAGACAUUCGGCGUCAAGCAGCGCUAUACUGUUACACAGUGCAUCACGUAAUGGUAGAAUGUCCAGUCAAAAGAAUAGCACGCCUUCUUUACCCAGAAUUCCACAGAAUGGUAGGCCACCAAGUCCUCCGCAAAGUUCAAACCGACCAAAGUCUGGUUCAGGUCAACAGAUGAACGGUAGACAGCGUACAGUACAGUCAUCGACGAGAAGACCAAAUGAUUCUGCGUCCAAAUCUACGCCAUCUAUUAUGAAUGGAAUGGCCAAUGGGGAUGCCUCGAGCCUUGCCUUACAAGGUCUAACAGUCCAGGGCAGUAAUAAUGUAGAAAACAAAAUAGCUGAAAGUCCAUCAGAAAGAUUACCUAGAGGAAAGGAAAUGAUGAGUGAAAUAUUAGAAGGCAUUGAGAUGUACAAAAACGUUGAUAGAAUGAAAUCAUUGGCCCCACUUUCUAAACAAGAUGUUAACUGGAUCAUGUAUAAAACAUUUAAGCCCAGAAAGUGUUGGUCAGCUGGUAUAAACCUAAAGCCUCAUGGGAAGGGGGAAUUCCAAGUAAAUCAGAAUGAGGCUAAGGGAAAACCCUCUAUGCUGAAUAAGGAGGGGAAGCCAGGGCAGAUCAUUGAUAUACGUGCCAUGCUGAAUGAUGCAACUAAACUGAAUGUUGAAGAAGGCUCAAAUGAAUUUUCUAAUGUAACUAAUGAUAAAUUAUUGAAACCUCUAGGAGGCUAUGUAGGGUACAAUUCUGAAUGGAGGGAUUUAGCUCAAAACAUUAGUAGAGAUAUUUAUUCACAAAAUCCCAAUGUGAAAUGGAGUGAUAUUAUAGGGUUAGAUGAAGCCAAGAGAUUAGCAGAAGCAGUUGUAUACCAGUCAAUCAUUGUGUUGCAAAGGUAUACCAUUCAAUCAUUGUAUUGUAAAGGUAUACCAGUCAGUUAUUGUGUUGCAAAGGUAUACCAGUCAGUUAUUGUGUUGGCAAAGGUAUACCAGUCAGUCCUUAUAUCUUAUAACGAUAUACCAGUCAAUCAUUGUGUUGCAAAGUUUCAGUAUCCUCAAUUGUUUAAAGGCAUCUUAUGUCCGUGGAAAGGUUUACUGCUUUAUGGACCUCCAGGGACAGGGAAGACUUUACUGGCUAAAGCUAUAGCAACAGAAUGUAACACAACUUUCUUUAAUAUAUCAGCAUCUAGUAUAGUGAGUAAAUGGAGAGGUGAUUCAGAAAAACUAGUCAGGGUAUUAUUUGAGAUGGCGAGGUUUUAUGCUCCGUCCACAAUAUUCCUCGAUGAGCUUGAGGCCAUUAUGAGUCAAAGAGGGUCACAAGGGGGAGGGGAGCAUGAAGGUAGUAGGCGUAUGAAGACAGAACUUUUAGUACAGAUGGAUGGACUUGCUAAAACUGAUGAUCUGGUCUUCCUGUUAGCUGCAUCAAACAUUCCAUGGUAUAAAAACUUGAAUUUUAUAAAGUUUUUGAUACUAUCCAGGUCCAGCUAUUUUUUCUUAAGGCUGAUAGGCUCUGUAGACAAUGAUUUCCUGAUAUAA